UCCCGACUUUAACGCGCCCCUGUAGCAUACUGAUGAGCUUGUACUUCUCAUCUCUGUAUGUAUAUCCCGUAUUCUGUGCUGGCGUGGCCAUAGCGAUGAAUCUUACACGUUCGGAGCUACGUCACGGAUAUAGUUAAUGUUCAGGUCAUUAAAUGAUUGCAUAUAAAUGUUCUGGAGGAUCUACAUAAGCGCUGUUAAAUAGCCUUCGCUCAACGUUGGUUAUUCCCCACAACACGAAGGGAAUUACAAGUGUCAUCAUGGUUGGUUGGCUACUAGCAUCCGCUGCUGCGGUGUGCAUUAGCACGACAUACGCCCAGCCAUCGCCAAAAGUUCAAGCACGUAUCAGUGCUGCUAUAGCAGCUGCUCAGGCAUCUAACUCCACGAAGAUCGACUACACUGCUUUCGUGAAUCCUUUCAUCGGAACUGAUCACACCUAUUAUGGAGAUGUUUGUCCAGGAGCGUCGGUCAAAUUCGCUACCGACUUCACAGGUUACGCGCCAGCGGGAUACAACUCGGAUCCGUCGCAGAAAGCUCGCGGAAUAAGUCCCCUGCAUGACAGCGGCACGGGGUCAUCCCUCGGGACGUAUGGUAACUUCGAGGUCAUGCCCCUCCUUUGUCCUUCAGGAUUCCACACGUGCACGACCACGCUGGAGGCGCGUGAGAGGUACAGGAAGAACGAUAGUGAUGACGCCUCCCCAGGCUACUUUUCGCUGACUUUAGAUAAUGAUAUCAAGAUAGAAGCUACAUCGACGCGUCGUGCUGGGUUAGAACGUUUCACAUUCCCGAAGGGCUCAAAACCGUACUUUGUGCUCGACCUAGCCAAUGACUUGCCGGCAUCAUUUGCGGGCGGGUCCCUCCAUAUCGAUCCAGUACAGGGUCGUAUCACACUCGGCGGCCACUAUGGCUCCAGCUUCGGUCCCGGCUCGCACCACUACCGAGUAUUUGCUUGUUAUGAUCUCUUGAACGGCGGAACUCAAAAGCUGAGCGAAUAUGGCAUCUGGACGGGUGAUAAGUUCGGCCUCGACGCAAAGGGACUCGGUCAGACCCACCUCAAUCUCUCUAAGAACUUGAUAGGCGGUACACCCUACCAAUCAGGUGCACUCUUCUCAUAUGAGGGUAACCCAGAGGAAGUGAUCCUUCGUGUUGGUAUUUCAUUCGUAUCGACAAACCAGGCCUGUGCCAACGCCGAGGAGGAAAUUGGCAAAAGUUCCUUCAAUGAAACCCUGAAGGCGUCCAAAGCUCUUUGGCAGGAGAAGCUCAGCAAGAUCGAGGUUGAUGUUGUACACACGCCCCAUAAUGUGACGGAGAUGCUGUAUUCUUCGCUGUACCGAGCGUCAUUAACUCCUAAUAAUGCUACUUUAGAAACUCAGGGCGCAUUUGCGAACACGACAUCAUUCUACUUUGACUCUCUUUACUGUAGCUGGGACACGUUCCGAACAUUUUACCCCCUCAUGACUCUUCACUCCCCGGUUGAAUUCGCACAAAUCGUGGACAACUACAUCGAUGGCUGGCGUAAACUCGGCUGGAUGCCGGAAUGCCGCGCGAAUAACCUUCCUGGGUGGACACAGGGCGGAUCAAGCGGCGACAACAUCGUUGCACAGUUUGCGGUGAACUACCACAAUGAGGCGCGAGCGCUGGGAAUUGACCUCAACGAGCUGUAUGCCGCGCUCGUCACGGACGGGCAGGUGAAUCCGCCCGAAUGGAAUACAUUGGGCAGGCAGGUGAAUGUUUACAAGCAAUUUUCUUACGUACCUUUUGCUGUUCUAGACACUGGGAGCACCGGUAGACAGACCAGAGAGGGAAGUAGAACUCUCGAGUAUGCAUUUGAGGACUUCGGUAUUCGCCAAGUGGCACAAGUGCUUGGCAAAACGGACGACGUUGCAUACUACACUAACCGAUCAUAUUGGUACCGCAAUGUCUGGGAUGCAACUGUAAAGAGUGAUGGGUACCAAGGGUUCAUGCAGAAGAGAUUACCCAAUGGAACCUUCUAUAACACCGACCCUGUCAACUGCUCGCCGAAGGACACCAGGAACAAUCCAGAGUGCUCGCUUCAGGAGGAUAAUCAGAGCGGGUUCUAUGAAUCAUCGUCGUGGGAGUAUAGCUGGUAUGCACCGCAUGAUACGGGGUACUUGGUUGAGCUCAUGGGAGGAAAUACAACGUUCACGAAUCGACUCGAUCAUUUCUUUGAGGCAGGAUAUUACCAGGCAGGCAACGAGCCUUCUUUCCAGACACCCAUCGGAUACCACUAUGUGAACCAACCUUGGCGCUCUGUUGAUCGUGUCCGUGAUGUUGUCAUGAAUAACUUUAACAUUGAAACCGCAGGUCUUCCUGGAAACGACGAUCAGGCUGCAAUGGCAACACUCCUCAGCUUCCAUCUCUUAGGAUUGUACCCAGUUCCUUCAACGACGCACUACCUUAUUGUCUCUCCCUUUACGCCAAAAUAUACCAUCCACAACAGCUACCUCAACACUAGCACUACGGUAACUGUUACCAACUACUCUCCUGCGUCUGUGGCGCACCCGAUACCCAAUGGUGUGCCUGCGUACGUGAAAAACGUAACGAUCAAUGGAAGGCCUGCGAAAAGUAGAUGUUACAUUGAUUUCUAUGAUACAUUUAGAGUAGGUGGGGAGAUUGAAAUAGUUGUCACGGAGGACAAAACGUAUGAUUGUGGUGGACCUGUACCAGAAAGUCUGUCGAUGGGAGGAUUUGCUAGGGCACGGUGACAACUUGAAGAUAGAAUUAGAUUUGUCCUUGUUUGGCCACAUGGGUCCGUGCAAUAAUUGAUAUUGAAGCCUCGAGUCGCGAUCUCCAUCACAAAUCAACCGGGCUGCAAAGUCCACUUUUAGAUGUAGAUCACUGAACAGAGCCUGGGGCAUAUCUCAUUCAGCUACCAAUGUUUCUUCGCAACGAACCAAUGACUCAGCCGUGCUGCGGUAUAUUUCGGCUCUCCCCAUUGCCACAGACAACCGCCCAGGCAGUCAUCUCGGGUAUUCUACUUGACAAUAGUGUCGCGUGGUUCGACGGACAACAGCGUUGACACCCUCCACAAACUUCAAAGCUGCGCGAGAUCACUUUUGCGAUCAAAUGUCCUGAUAGAAA
Suillus bovinus is the source of this 3099-nucleotide messenger RNA. Its product is annotated as glycoside hydrolase family 92 protein. The record is from RefSeq and is a predicted model, not a curated record. The coding region runs from base 258 to 2723 and encodes 821 amino acids. The transcript has 21 exons. Gene Ontology annotation, biological process: protein quality control for misfolded or incompletely synthesized proteins; protein deglycosylation; carbohydrate metabolic process. Gene Ontology annotation, molecular function: carbohydrate binding; peptide-N4-(N-acetyl-beta-glucosaminyl)asparagine amidase activity. Lineage: Eukaryota; Fungi; Basidiomycota; Agaricomycetes; Boletales; Suillaceae. Gene Ontology annotation, cellular component: nucleus; cytosol.